UGGGGUCCACAGAUUAUGGACCACAUUCUGAUUAGCAGUGGCAAACCAUUCUAGAUCUCAAAAGUCUCAUUAUCUAAGAAACCAAAUAUAAACUUAUUGUCCUCUAAAGACUCUAUCAGUUAGCUAGAUCUUGACUGAUUCUAACAGGCAAGCCCUUAUGUUCUCUCCCACAUAAGCUACUUGUUUUUAACCCAUUGCUUUUUUGCCUCUGUUUACCCAAAGCAUCCUGAAUACAUUUCAUAGAUGUUAUAUCACAAUGGAAAUAGUUAUUUUCCUUAGAAAGCUUUCCUAGGACAAAUUUACCUAAGUGUUACCUCUUCAGCAUUUGUAUUUUCUGACACAUACUAGUACAGAUUUAUAGUAUUUGUAUUGUUUUCUUUAUUAGAGAAUAAAUUGCUUCAGAGUACAGUCUAAUUUUUAUCACAAAUAUAAAAAUGUCUAGAAUAUAGCCACAUAGAUACCAAAACAGUAACGAGUAUAUGUAAGUAAUUAUCUGCCUAAGAAUAUAUGUGCAUGGGGAGAGAAAUUAUUGGUGUUUAUAUAAAUACUGACUUCUACUAUGGGAAUAUGCAUUCACCCUUUUUCUCCCAUGCCCUGCUUUCUCUGAUUUUCUUACUAGGCUUAUUUCCAUUAACUCUGGACCCUAAAACCGCGCACCCAAAUUUGGUGCUGUCCAAAACCCGAACCAGUGUGUGGCAUGGUGACAUUAAGCAGGUAAUGCCCGAUGAUGCAGAGAGGUUUGACUCAAGUGUGGCUGUGCUGGGCUCAAAAGGCUUCACAUCUGGAAAAUGGUACUGGGAAGUAGAAGUAGCAAAGAAGACAAAGUGGACAGUUGGCGUUGUCAGAGAAUCCAUCAUUCGGAAAGGCAGCUGUCCUCUAACUCCUGAGCAAGGAUUCUGGCUUUUAAGAUUAAGGAAACAAAAUGAUCUAAAGGCUCUGGAUUUGCCUUCUUGCAGUCUGAAUCUGACUAACGACAUUGACAAGGUGGGCAUAUACUUAGAUUAUGAAGGAGGGCAGGUGUCCUUCUACAAUGCUAAAACCAUGACCCACAUUUACACCUUCAGUAGUACUUUCACGGAGAAACUUUAUUCCUACUUCUGCCCUUGCCUUAAUGAUGGUGGGGAGAAUAAAGAACCACUGCAUAUUGUGCAGCCACAGUAAUUAGUCAUACUAUUGUAUAAAUUCAGAGCAUUAUUAAAGAAGUAUUGAAAUAGUUUA
Messenger RNA from Myotis lucifugus (little brown bat), 1218 nucleotides. It is a transcript of the gene TRIM69, whose product is annotated as tripartite motif containing 69. Lineage: Eukaryota; Metazoa; Chordata; Mammalia; Chiroptera; Vespertilionidae. Gene Ontology annotation, molecular function: protein binding. The coding region runs from base 508 to 1161 and encodes 217 amino acids. The record is from RefSeq and is a predicted model, not a curated record. The transcript has a single exon.